AUGUCCCCUCCAACAGACAUCAGCGGUGCUGCCCGCAACCUGACAGACCAGGUCUCAACCAGCUUGAAUCUCUCCGUCUCGCCAUCAGCAGCCCAUCUGUCUCCUCUCUCCAGCUUCGAUGCUCGAGCAGCAAGGCAGACUGCCGCCUCCCGCCUCCCGCCAAAGCUCCUCAAGCCCUUCGCUACACAGGAUAUCAAGGUGCUGCUGCUGGAGAAUGUCAACAUCACCGGACGCAGCAUGCUCUCGGAGCAAGGUUACCAGGUCGAAUUCCUCAAGUCUUCGCUGCCAGAAGACCAAUUGAUCGAGAAGAUCAGGGAUGUGCAUGUGAUCGGUGUCCGAUCCAAGACAAAACUGACGGAGAGAGUGCUUCGGGAGGCUCACAACCUGCUGGUCAUCGGUUGUUUCUGUAUCGGAACGAACCAGGUCGACCUCCAGUAUGCUGCCAACAACGGUAUUGCCGUGUUCAACUCUCCGUUCAGCAAUUCUCGCAGUGUUGCUGAGCUGAUGAUUGCUGAGAUCAUCACCCUCGCUCGUCAAUUGGGUGAUCGUUCGCUUGAGAUGCAUAAUGGGACCUGGAACAAGCUCAGCAAUAAAUGCUGGGAGGUUCGUGGCAAGGUUCUCGGUAUAAUUGGCUACGGACACAUCGGGUCCCAGCUCUCUGUCCUGGCAGAAGCCAUGGGCAUGACAGUCAUCUACUACGAUGUAGUCAACCUGAUGGCUAUGGGGACUGCCCGCCAGGUCCCCACGAUGCAGGAACUGCUCAACACAGCCGACUUCGUCACGCUCCAUGUCCCCGAGCUACCAGAGACCAAGAACAUGUUCUCCACCGAACAGUUCGAGCAGAUGAAAGACGGCAGCUACCUUCUCAACGCCAGUCGUGGAAGCGUUGUCGACAUCCCUGCCUUGGUCCAGGCCAUGCGCACCGGGAAGAUCGCCGGUGCAGCCUUGGACGUCUACCCCCACGAACCUGCAGGGAACGGCGACUAUUUCAACAAGGAUCUGGCGCCUUGGGCCGCUGACCUGCGGGGGUUGAAGAAUAUCAUCCUCACCCCACAUAUUGGAGGUAGCACAGAAGAGGCGCAGAGUGCCAUCGGUAUCGAAGUCGGACAGGCCUUGAUAAGAUAUGUCAACGAGGGAUCGACCCUUGGCGCCGUCAACAUGCCAGAGGUCACUCUUAGAUCUUUGACCAUCGAUGAGCCAAACCAUGCCAGAAUUAUCUUUAUCCACAACAACGUGCCUGGUGUGCUUCGGAAAGUUAACGAAAUUCUCGGUGACCACAACGUUGAUAAACAGAUGACUGACAGCAGAGGAGACGUCGCCUACCUGAUGGCUGAUGUUAGCAGCGUUGAUUCUGAUAACAUCAAGGAUCUAUAUGAUCAACUCGAGGGUCUCUCAUCGCGAAUCAUGACCCGUAUCCUCUUCUGA
Messenger RNA from Microsporum canis CBS 113480, 1425 nucleotides. RefSeq names its product D-3-phosphoglycerate dehydrogenase 2. Gene Ontology annotation, molecular function: NAD binding; oxidoreductase activity, acting on the CH-OH group of donors, NAD or NADP as acceptor. The record is from RefSeq and is a predicted model, not a curated record. The transcript has 6 exons. The coding region runs from base 1 to 1425 and encodes 474 amino acids. Lineage: Eukaryota; Fungi; Ascomycota; Eurotiomycetes; Onygenales; Arthrodermataceae.